Exophiala mesophila is the source of this 2240-nucleotide messenger RNA. RefSeq lists its product as hypothetical. The record is from RefSeq and is a predicted model, not a curated record. The coding region runs from base 681 to 2108 and encodes 475 amino acids. Gene Ontology annotation, molecular function: transmembrane transporter activity. The transcript is spliced from 2 exons. Gene Ontology annotation, biological process: transmembrane transport. NCBI's taxonomy places the organism in Eukaryota, Fungi, Ascomycota, Eurotiomycetes, Chaetothyriales, Herpotrichiellaceae.
UCUACGUUGUCCAGGCCACUGAGCUGCGAACUGGGCCUCCAUGCAUCCCCCACUACUUAGGGCCCCUCGGCCGACUUCGGCUACAACCAGAUAUGUCUAUCCCCUCCAUCAUAGUCCCUUGGCCUGAUAAAAAUGAACGUCUUUUAAACAUGCCGAGUGAGGCUAAGAAUUAGGUAUAAUCUGGGCACGCUACCUAUUUUGACUCUCGCAAUUAUCACACCUCACUUGUCUUUUUGAGUUGACACGUCUAAGCCUCGACAACAUGUCCACGUUGGAAAAGGGCAGAGACCAGAACAUCUCUAUGGCAGAAAAAAUGGACUCCCGACCUCAUGGUGAUGAUGAUGCCAUCGAGAGCAACGAUCACAGUAACACGAGUAGCUCAGCAGAGCAGGCUGCCCGCGAUCCAGAGAAGGAAGAAUUGUCCAGAGAUGCUCAGAACGGUGUACAAAAGAUACAGGCAGCCACAUCAGUUUGGAGCAAGACUGCCCUUUAUUCGGCCUAUGGACUGUGAGCUCAUUCUCAUCUACCGACACGAACCGAAUUGAGACAAAACUCUGACACAGUGCAGGAUUUGGCUGGUGUAUUUUGUUGCCUCUCUUGAGGAAGUGGUGCUGAGGUCUUUGAAUCCCUAUGUCACCAGCUCAUUCUCUUUGCAUUCUUUGACCGCUGCGACCUAUAUCAUGUCCAACAUCAUCGGUGGUCUGGUCAAGAUUCCUACUGCCAAAAUCCUCGACAUGUGGGGCCGGCCUCAGGGCAUGGCACUCAUGCUUUUGAUCUGGGUGGUCGGAUACAUCAUGAUGGCAUCGUGCAGAAAUGUCCAGACCUACGCCGCCGCACAAGUCUUCUCCGUUACUGGAGCACAGGGUGUGAGCUAUGUCUUGACUGUCUUCAUCUCCGAUACCUCGAGUCUGAGAAACCGUACGCUCAUGCUCGCCUUUGCCACAUCCCCGUAUAUCGUCACAACAUGGCUUGGAGGCCCCAUCAGUCAGAGAGUGGUUGGUGGCCCGGGCUGGCGUUGGGGUUUCGGAAUUUUUGCCAUUGUUGUGCCUUCAGUCGUUCUGCCUCUGGUAUGCGUUUUCUUUCACUAUCAGAGGAAAGCCCAGAAAGCUGGCCUCAUCGAGAAGACCCACAUCCGUCUCACCCCCAAAAACAUCAAGAACUUCAUUAUCGAAGUGGAUUUGCUCGGUAUCCUCAUCCUGGCUUCCGGCAUGGCACUUUUCCUCCUCUCAUUCAGUCUAUACUCAUACCAAGCGCAGGAGUGGAGGUCACCGCUGAUCAUAUGCAUGCUCACAUUUGGUGGCUCACUUCUGGUCUUUUUCCCCUUCUACGAAAAAUACAUUGCGCCAAAGACCUUUAUUCCAUUUGAGCUGCUCAUGGACAGGACGGUUUUCUUUGCCGGCAUCAUGUUUAUCUGCGUGUUUUUCAACGCUAUGGUCUGGGGUAGCUACUUCUUCUCUAUGAUGCAGGUGGUAUGGGGCUUGAGCAUCACCAACGCCAGCUAUAUCAGCGCAAUCUACCGGGUCGGCUCGUGCCUGUGGGCCAUCGGGGUUGGUUUUUUCAUUCGGUGGACGGGGAGAUUCAAAAAACUUGCGUUGUACUUUGCAAUACCCUUGAUGAUGCUGGGAGUUGGUCUUAUGAUUCAUUUUCGGAGGCCCAACAACGACAUUGGUUAUAUUGUCAUGACCCAGAUCUUUGUUGCCUUUUCGGGCGGGACGAUUGUCCUUUGCGGCGAGUUGGCCAUGAUGGCUCCCUCGGAUCAUCAGCAUAUUGCUGUCAUCGUUGCGAUUCUAAACUUGUUUGGAAGCAUUGGGAGCGCGGCUGGAGGAACUGUGGCCACGGUAAUCUGGACCACCGUCUUUCCCAGGGAAUUGCGCAAGUGCAUGCCACCAGAAGUUGAUGUCAACAGGGUUUAUGGAUCGAUCAUUGCUCAGCUGUUCUACCGACCGGGGACCCCAGCACGAGACUGCAUCAACAAUGCCUAUGGUGAAGCACAGCGGUACAUGUUGAUCACCAGUCUAGCACUGCUUUCGGGUGCUCUGAUAUCGGUGGCAAUGUGGAGGGAUAUCGAAGUCAAGGAGAACAAGCAGGUCAAAGGCCGUGUGUUUUAGGUUAUUAUCAGAUCAGAUUAGAUUACGAGAUUAUCAUGGCCACGGUCAACAGCGUUUAAUAGUACAUUAGCAAAUUCCAUAUCUUUGAGAGCUAUGACCUUCGAAUCACACAUUUCUUGGUUGACUUUGCGC